GCCGACAUGCCCGGCGACAGCAAGCUCACCCGCGAGUCGCUCGCCGCCGUCACCCUGUGCUACGCCUCGUGUUCGCUCGGCAAACCCACCGACCCCCUCCCCGACCGCCUCUCGCACCUGUCGUCCGCCGGCUUCUCGCAGAUCGAGCUCUCGUUCCCCGACCUCCAGGCCUACGCCUCGGUCCUUGAGAACCGCGAUGUCGGCGACAAGGAGUGGGACGUGCUCGCUCGCGCGGCCGAGGGCGUAAAGGCGCUCCUCGACGAGCGCAGGCUGCGGUGCUUCAUCCUCCAGCCGUUCGGGCAGUUCGAGGGCUGGCCCGAGGGCAGCGACGAGCGCAAGGACGCGUGGGAGCGGGUCGAGGGGUGGAUCAAGAUCGCAAAGGCCGUCGGGACGGACACGCUCCAGGUCGGGUCGAGCGACGUCGAGACGAUCGAGUGGGACCGCGACGUCGUCGUCAAGGACUUGCGCGAGCUGUGCGACCGCCUCGCCAAGGACGACCUCAAGCUUAGCUACGAGAACUGGUGCUGGUCGACGCACGCCCCGACCUGGAAGGCCGCGUGGGAGAUCGUCCGAGACGUCGACCGGGACAACAUGACGAUCAACCUCGACACAUUCCAGACGGCCGGCAGCGAGUGGGCCGACCCGACCCAGCCGUCCGGGCUCGUCAACGCCGCCUCGGACGACGAGCGCGACAAGCGGUUCCAGGGGUCGCUCGACGAGCUGAGCGAGACGGUACCCGCCGACAAGAUCGGGUUCCUCCAGCUGUCGGACGCGUAUAAGGUCGACCCGCCGCUCGAGGACAAGACGGUCGACGGCCUGCGCCCUCGCGGUCGCUGGUCGCACGACUACCGCCCUCUGCCGUACAGCGGCGGCUACCUCCCGGUCGAGCAGGUCACCAAGGCCGUCCUCAAGACGGGCUGGCGCGGCGUCAUGAGCGUCGAGGUGUUUGACUCGGGCCCGGACGGCAAGGGCAAGGAGGACGUCAGGCUCGAGGACUAUGCGAGGGACGCGGCGGCGAGCGUCCAGCGGCUUCUCGAUGCGUGUGCAGACGAUGACCUGUAGCGUGCAAGGAGCGGUAUCGAGCUGUCCCCUCGAG
Molecule: messenger RNA, 1096 nt
Organism: Rhodotorula graminis WP1
Lineage: Eukaryota; Fungi; Basidiomycota; Microbotryomycetes; Sporidiobolales; Sporidiobolaceae
Exons: 3
Coding region: 7-1062 (351 amino acids)
Source: RefSeq, a predicted model, not a curated record